AUGACAGCUACCUCUACUUCGUUCUCUACGUCUACAGAAGAAACCCUCGCCUUCUUCAACACCAUCCCCAAAUGCGCCGAGAUCCUCUCUCAACCUGACCGAAGGGUCAUCCACCCGCGCAACCCCGACACCUUCUUCCACUCGACCCUCCGGACUAACCACGGAAUCCUCAAGUCUAUUUUCAUUUACCAGCCGGCCAGAACAUCAACAUCUCCCAAUUCAAAUGACACCGAUACUGAUACCAGCGCCAUCGCCAACCCCCCAAACACAAACCCGCAAGAGCGAGAGCGAGAGCAAGGCUACCUCCUCCUCCACCUCGGCCGCGGGGUAUCGGGGCAGCCCGAUAUCGCGCACGGCGGGUUCCUGGCCACGGUGCUGGACCAGGUUACGGGGACUUUGAUCCGGGCGAGUGGGUUGGAUCGGGGGCGGGGGGCGGUGACGGUUUAUUUGAAUGUGAAGUAUCAAAGGCCCGUGAGGGUUCCGGGGAUUGUUGUUGCGAGGGCGGAGAUUGGGAGGGUGGAGGGGAGGAAGAUUUAUGUGGAUGGGGAGAUUUGUGUUGCGGACCAGGAAAGUAAUGGGGAAGGGGAGGGUGAUGGGAUAUAA
Aspergillus pseudoviridinutans is the source of this 603-nucleotide messenger RNA. RefSeq names its product PaaI family thioesterase. The transcript has 2 exons. The record is from RefSeq and is a predicted model, not a curated record. Bases 1 to 603 code for a protein of 200 amino acids. Lineage: Eukaryota; Fungi; Ascomycota; Eurotiomycetes; Eurotiales; Aspergillaceae.